CAAUCCACUGAGCUUCUUGCCAUAGCUAUAGCGGACAUUUUGGUUGAACACGAAUUGUUCGUGAACAAUUGGAAUGAUAUUUGCACCCGUAUACUAGCUUCAGAUUCAAAAAAGUCAAAACUCAGGAUCAUUCAAAUAGCAGUUCACGUUGCCUUAAGAUAUGGAGGCUCUGUCGCUGUAGUUAAAGCAGCACUUAACGAUCUCGUCAUUGAGCUAAUAAGAAAUCAAAUGCAGAAUCCUCGUCUUGGUUUAUUUAAGGAUACGUCUAAUCUAAUUUUUGAUCUGCUCAAUAACGUAUCUUCCUGGAAUACGAGCAAGAAUAUGCUAGCACGCCCAUGUGAGAUACAGAAAGGCUCAGGUGAUAUUGUCUGCUUUUCGGGACAAGCAAGUGCAGUGAUAUCGCCCUCUUUGUUAUUGGAAAUUUUUGUGAACUCGUCUCCGCUAUUUGAUGUCGACCUCUCGCCUUCCUCUCCCAAGCUAUGCCAGGUAUUGGUAUUAGAGACUAAUUUAACCUAUGUUCUUGUAAGCUCAAUAACUUACAUAUUUUUUGCUUGUGUUGCAGAAAUUAUGUGA
This is a messenger RNA of Protopolystoma xenopodis, 573 nucleotides long. The record is from the annotation of a GenBank genome assembly. Lineage: Eukaryota; Metazoa; Platyhelminthes; Monogenea; Polystomatidea; Polystomatidae.